Messenger RNA from Knipowitschia caucasica, 504 nucleotides. Lineage: Eukaryota; Metazoa; Chordata; Actinopteri; Gobiiformes; Gobiidae. The record is from the annotation of a GenBank genome assembly.
AUGCGCUCCCAGGCCAACAACUCUCUACUUGGAGGAGGAGGAGUGGACGGAGCCAUCCAUAGAGCCUCAGGUCCCUUGCUGAAGAAGGAGUGUGCCUCCCUGAACGGCUGUGAGACUGGACAGGCCAAGAUUACCUGCGCAUACGGCCUCCCUGCCAAGUGUCUGGACAGCUGUAGUUUCGACCAGGGGGGGGGGGGGGGGGGGGGGUGGGGGGGGGGGUGGGGGGGGGGGGGGGGGGGGGGGGGGGGGGGGGGGGGGGGGGGGGGGGGGGGGGGGGGGGGGGGGGGGGGGGGGGGGGGGGGGGGGGGGGGGGGGGGGGGGGGGGGGGUGGGGGGGGGGGGGGGGGGGGGGGGGGGGGGGGGGGGGGGGGGGGGGGGGGGGGGGGGGGGGGGGGGGGGGGGGGGGGGGGGGGGGGGUGGGGGGGGGGGGCGGGGGGGGGGGGGGGGGGGGGGGGGGGGGGGGGGGGGGGUGGGGGGGGGGGGGGGGGGGGGGUGUCAUGUCUGA